This is a messenger RNA of Entamoeba nuttalli P19, 1152 nucleotides long. Its product is annotated as choline/ethanolamine kinase, putative. Lineage: Eukaryota; Evosea; Mastigamoebida; Endamoebidae. Gene Ontology annotation, molecular function: ethanolamine kinase activity; choline kinase activity. Gene Ontology annotation, cellular component: cytoplasm. The transcript has a single exon. Gene Ontology annotation, biological process: phosphatidylcholine biosynthetic process; phosphatidylethanolamine biosynthetic process. The record is from RefSeq and is a predicted model, not a curated record. Bases 1 to 1152 code for a protein of 383 amino acids.
AUGGACGAUACAGUAAGUUAUGAAAAUCUUAUUCCUAGUGAAGAACGAGAUAUUAUGAAAUUAGAACAUUAUCCCCAUACUAUUUCAUAUGGUAAUUAUUUGUGUAAUUCUUUGAAGUCACCAUCCCCAAAUUAUUCAAAUCAACCACCAUCAUUAUUUGUUGCUGUUGACACAACAAAUAAUACAAUGUUUACUAAAUCUAUUAUUUAUGUUGUAAAGAAGCUUGUUCCAGAAUUUAAAGAUACUGCAGCUGAUAAGUUUACUUUCAGACAUUUCACUGAAGGAAUUACAAAUAAACUUGUUUGUAUAACAGACACAACAAAUGGUUUUGCUGUUAAUGUAAGAACAUAUGGAUCUUAUACAGAAUAUGUCAUCGAUAGAAAACAAGAACUUCUUAUUACAGAGGCGUGUAGUUCAGUAAUAUUAUAUGGAACUUUUUUAAAUGGGGUUGUAUAUUCAUAUAUUCCAGGAAGAACACUUACAAUAGGUGAUUUAAUUGAUCUCAACACAUUUAGAAAUACAGCAAUUGCUAUUGCAAAACAUCAUAAAAUUAAUCCCCCACUCAUUAAAGCUCCAUUGUUAUUUGUUACAUUAAGAAAAUGGAUUAUCAAUGUACCAACAGAAUAUGUAGACUCUAAGAAAGUACCAUUUGACGUUAAAAUAUUAAAGAAUGAGUUAAUAUUCUUAGAGAAUAUAUUAAAAAAUAAAUCAGAUGUAGUGUUAUGUCAUAAUGACUUAUUAUUAAAAAAUUUCAUUAAAGGAGAAGAUAAUGUUUCUUUGAUUGACUAUGAAUAUAGUGGGUAUAAUUAUCGUGCAUUUGAUUUAGCAAAUCAUUUUUGUGAAUGGUGUGGGUUUGAUUGUAAUUGGGAUAGUUAUCCAAAUGAAGAAACACAACGUCGGUUUAUUGGUAUUUAUCUUUCUACUUAUUAUAAAAAACCUAUUGAAGAAUUAUCUUCUGAAAUAGAAAAAAUUAUUGAAGAUGUAAAAUGGUUUGAGUUAGCUUCUCAUUAUUUCUGGGGUACAUGGGCGCUUAUUCAAGCAGCAUUGUCAACUAUUGAUUUUGGUUAUAUUGAAUAUGCCCAUAAACGUUUUGAUCGUUAUUUUGUUGUUAAGUCUCUUUUAUUAAAAGAACAUCCUCAAGUUGCUAAAUAA